AAAAAAGCGACAAGAGAACAAAUUGACAUACAUGAUGAAGAUGAAGGCGAUAAGGUUCUGACGUCCCUUGGCCUCAUUAAUCAUUAUGAUGAUUUUUGUUGAUCUAUUUUAUCUUCCCCCAAACAAACUCGUUGGACCAUUAUUGUUGUUUUCCCUGGCGGGGACUCUUUUAUUAUUAUUCCUUGGUCAUAUCGACCGGACUGACGCCGGCGACAUGAGAACUCCACCCACUCAGCCUCCAUUGUUCAAUAAUACCACCAAAAGGCGCCAAAAUUGAAACAGACAACAAGAACGAGGCCGAGGGAAUCCAGAACAAGCAAGAGUCCUCCAUAGAUUUCCGCUUAGCUGUAAUUUUUCAGGGGCACUAUUAUUAUUUCGUGUUCAAACGAGCCACCAGGGGUGGGACCGCCCUUGACGCAUUAUUAUUCCUCGUAGCAAGCAGCCAGUAGUAGUGAGGGAGCUGGAGGGAAUCUGGCCGAGCUUCGGAACAGGGCCGCAGAACACGGUCAGAAUCACAAGGUUCUCAUGCCACCAUGGGGAUGGCUGUUCUUCGUAUAUGCUUUGAGCAAGAUAGUUUUUGGAGUUCUGAUUUCGACUAUCUAUACGGAGUAGUAUGACCGAUGAUGAAGGACCCACGAAGUGAUUCCCAGAUGAGUUCUGGAUUCUCAAUUGAGGUUUUUUGAAAGAAGGAUAUUUCAAGUUUUAACAUCCGGGCUAUCCACGAGAAGUCAGUUACCUGUGCUGGAUGAUGUCAACUAUGACCUCAGACAGAUAACUAUUCUUCCAGGAAAUCGAAUAGUUAUUCAAAAAGAAGGAUGGGAUGGUUAGAUGAAUGAUGCGAUGGAGAGGGAGAGAAAGUUGGGUUCCUCCCGACCCCAUCCGCUGAUGGCCCCAGUUCCCUUGAUUUGCGGCGGUUCACAACUCUGGGGCCCAAAAAUCAUCAUAAUCCGGACAGAGUGGGAAUUAUUUGACUCUCAGUUCUGAUGUCCACGUCACUGCCAACUGGGAGUGGGAAGACUAACGGCUAUUUUAACUAAUCUACAGUUGUCAAUCGUGGGUCGUACAACUAGCCAGCAACUGCAAGGGCCACAGACAAAAUAUCCGAGAUAAAUUCCCUUCCGUGGGAAGUUGGGAACACCUUGAUUUCGCGGAGUCUGACGCAGCUGCGAACACUCACUGCUGCUCUCCAGCGGCUGGAAUUUGCCCAGCCCCAAUUUGACGUCCUUCCGAGUGCUUCGGUUGCAGCCACAUGUAACAUACGCUGCGUACAGAGCGGUCGAAGCUUGGAAGUAGCGCCACGCCUAGCAGGGAUUGGCCUGCGUGCGUCGAACGAAUCUCAUCUUGCCCGCUGCAAUUAGAUUAUGACAUAUAGAAGCUAGCUCGCCUUUAGUCGCUUUAGUGGGGAGAUUGGUAAAUUUUAUAAUACGCUGCAGUACCGGGGCCAGCCUGAUGGAAGGGUAGCCGGUCCCGGGGUGGAUAUAGGUGGAUAGCUGGACUGAGACAGCGGAUGCGCCCGCCUGGCGACAGUGGCACAGAAAUUAAUUAUAUUCUUCGACCAGGACGGCUGAUAACGACUGAUACGGCUGGUACGAUGUGUGACAGAACACUCCGUUCCCCCUUUUGUGGAUCCUGCCCCUAGAACGAGCACUAAAACUAGCCUCCAGCCUAACCAUCAAUACCGGUCAAUACCGCAUCAAAUACAGCGCCCUCUCCUGCUUGUACCCGGUUCCUGUCCUUCUUUUUCUCUCCUCCCUCUUCUUCUUCUUCUCUUCUUCUUCUCUUUUUUUACAUCUCUUCUUUUUCUUCUCCCUCCUUGCACCGUCCCACGCUCUCUUCAUCCGGUUUGUGAACCGAGUCCAUUCGUUUUUGCCUCUCGUUUCCGGUGCUACCUUCAAUUCCUUCUUAACGACCCCCCCAGUUCCCUUCAAACAGAGAUAUAUAAUUAAUUUUUUACUUGUUCACUAUCUUCAUUUGGCGCUGCAUCAGCCCUUUCUUCUCUCCUUUCUCUCUACGAGGUAGAAAUACACACAAUGCGUUUCGCAUCCAUCGCCUCUGGGGCGGUCUUUAUCGCCAGCGCGGCGGCCGCUGUCCCGCAGCCACCUGGAGACUACUAUAACCGAUAUCCAGUUAAUCCUCCUGAAUAUUCUGUUUCUCCCUCGUCUUCUGCCUAUCCGGAAGAACCCUCGGUGACCCCCCCUGGAUACCCAACUGGAUAUCCUUCCUCCGCUUAUCCAGAGGAGCCCUCAAAGACUCCCGCUCCUUAUCCAACUCCCUCCUCUGCUUACCCAGAGGAGCCUGAGGAGACCCCGUAUCCCACCGAGAGCGAGUGCGAUGAUGAUGAUGAGACUCCUUGCCCAACCGCGUCCCCAUCCUCUGCUUAUCCAGAGGAGCCUGAGGAGACCCCAUAUCCAACUGGAUCUCCUUCCUCUGUUUACCCUGAGGAGCCUGAGGAGACCCCAUAUCCAACCGAGAGCGAGUGCGAGGACGAUGAGACCCCUUAUCCAACUGCGGAGCCAACCUCUGCUUAUCCAGAGGAGCCUGAGGAGACCCCAUAUCCAACUGGAUCUCCUUCCUCUGUCCACCCUGAGGAGCCUGAGGAGACCCCGUAUCCCACCGAGAGCGAGUGCGAUGAUGAUGAGACUGCUUGCCCAACCGCGUCCCCAUCCUCGGCUUAUCCAGAGGAGCCUUCGGAGACCCCAUACCCAACUGUGACUCCUUAUCCAACUGGAUCUCCUUCCUCUGUCCACCCUGAGGAGCCUUCGGAGACCCCGUAUCCCACCGAGAGCGAGUGCGAUGAUGAUGAGACUGCUUGCCCAACCGCGUCCCCAUCCUCGGCUUAUCCAGAGGAGCCUUCGGAGACCCCAUACCCAACUGUGACUCCUUAUCCAACUGGAUCUCCUUCCUCUGUCCACCCUGAGGAGCCUUCGGAGACCCCGUAUCCCACCGAGAGCGAGUGCGAUGAUGAUGAGACUGCUUGCCCAACCGCGUCCCCAUCCUCGGCUUAUCCAGAUGAGCCUUCGGAGACCCCAUACCCAACUGUGACUCCUUAUCCAACUGGAUCUCCUUCAUCUGUUUACCCUGAGGAGCCUUCGGAGACCCCGUAUCCCACCGAGAGCGAGUGCGAUGACGAUGAGACUGCUUGCCCAACCGCGUCCCCAUCCUCGGCUUAUCCAGAGGAGCCUUCGGAGACCCCAUACCCAACUGUGACUCCUUAUCCAACUGGAUCUCCUUCAUCUGUUUAUCCUGAGGAACCCUCUGAGACUCCCUCUGGAUACCCAACUCCUUCGUCCGCUUACCCUGAGGAACCAACUGAGACUCCUGGAUAUCCUUCCUCCGCUUCUCAGGAGCCUACUGAAGCUCCCUCUGGAUAUCCUUCCUCCGCUUCUCCUCAGGAACCUACCGAAGCUCCCUCUGGAUAUCAUUCCUCUGCGUACCCACAGGAGCCUGAGCCAACUGAGACUGAAUGCGAGGAUGACGAGAGCCCAUACCCAACCGGAGCCCCUCCCACCGUCACCGUGCGUCCCACCGUCACCGUGUAUCCCACCCCGCCUGCUGAACCCUCGUCCGCAUAUCCAGUCCAUCCCCCUGAGGAGACCCCAUCUGGAUAUCCCACCGAGAGUGAGGCCUACCCGACUGGCGAAUACCCAACCGAGACUGAGGUCGUGACCAAGUACAUCACCUUCUGCCCGUCUCCAACCACCAUCACCUAUGGCACUCAUACCUAUACUGUCACCGAGGCCACCACCUUGACCAUGACCGGUCCCAUCACCAUCGUCAAGCCAAUCUACAGCUCCACUGUCACCGAGUGCGUUGACUGCCCAUACCCAACCCCCGGUCCCAGCACUCCCCCCUUCCCAACUGGCGGCUACAUGACCUCCGUCCCAGUCCCACCAGUCGAGUACCCAACUAAAGGCUACCCCAGCCCAUCCGGCGUGUUCCCAACUGGCGGCCCAAUCCCCUCUUACCCCAGCGGUGCCUCCCGCGGCGUUAUCAACGCCGGUGCUGGUCUUGUCGCUCUCCUUGCAUUCGCUGCUUACCUUCUGUAAGCGGAUGUAAGUGUGACGGCGGGUAGUUAGUUGUGCUUCGAUGUAUUUUUUUGUUGAAUUUUUGGAGUAAUUUUAAUUUGUGCUUUUCUUUGGUGAUGAGAGAGAGAGGUGGCGGUUGUGAAGGGAGAAGAAGAAGAGAAGAGUUGGAUAUCUUGUCUAUUUAAUUAGCUGAUGAGGUGAGAGAUAGAGAGAAUUUGUUUCGUUUUUAAUUUCUUUUCCCUGGUCUGUUAAAAUGUCAAUUGUCUCAGAAUAUCACUUUACAUAUAUAUGUAUAUUCGCGUACAGUAGCACAUUUUCUUGUUAAAUUUCUUUCAUAUACAUAUCUUGUAAUUAAAUUUUGAAGGAAUUUAAACCAGUCACUCGUUGGAUUGUCUUUGGCUUGAAAUAAGUCUGACAUCACACCAUUUAGACCUUUCUUUGCUCCCGAGUAUUUCCUAUUUUCCAAUUAUGUCUACAUAGUAUGUUUGAAGGUACUCGGGUAUCUAGGAAACCCUUCCUUUUGCUCAUAGAAUUCUCUCUUCAUCUCUAUAUCUACUGUGCGGUGUUUCUAUGAUUGUUUGGAUGGCACCACGCAUCACCAUACGAAUUGGAACUGUUUAAAACCCAAUUAACC
Blastomyces gilchristii SLH14081 is the source of this 4659-nucleotide messenger RNA. RefSeq lists its product as uncharacterized. The record is from RefSeq and is a predicted model, not a curated record. Lineage: Eukaryota; Fungi; Ascomycota; Eurotiomycetes; Onygenales; Ajellomycetaceae. The coding region runs from base 2031 to 4046 and encodes 671 amino acids. Gene Ontology annotation, biological process: fungal-type cell wall organization. Gene Ontology annotation, molecular function: structural constituent of cell wall. The transcript is spliced from 4 exons. Gene Ontology annotation, cellular component: fungal-type cell wall.